AUGCCUCUCCUCCCCAUUGUUUUCACCUUGCUCUUCUUCCUACGCACCCCAGCAAGUUCUGCUGCGACGGACACCAUCUUGGCCGGCCAAGCACUUGCUAUCAACGAUAAGCUCGUCUCCAAGAAUGGCAGGUACGCGCUUGGCUUCUUCAACACAAGCAGCAGCAAACCGUGCCAAGACACCACCAACUGGUACCUUGGCAUAUGGUUCAAUACAGUCCCCAAAUUUACUUCUGCAUGGGUCGCAAAUAGGGAUACACCAAUCAAGAACACCACCUCACCGGAGCUCACAAUCUCCCAUGAUGGCAACCUUGUCAUCUUAAACCGGUUUACCAGGUCCAUAAUCUGGAGUACACAAGCAAACAUCACAAGAAAUAGCACCACUGCUAUGCUCUUGAGUAGUGGAAAUCUGAUCCUAACAGACUCUUCAAACUCAUCAGAGGUUCUGUGGCAGAGCUUUGAUCACCCCACAGAUACAGUUUUCCCUGGUGCAAAGCUUGGAUGGGACAAGCUCACUGGCCUAAACCGCCGUCUAGUUUCUUGGAAGAACUUGAACGACCCAAGUACUGGUAUGUACUGUGAUGGGUUAGACCAGAGUGGUCUCAAUCAGUUCUUGCUUACACCAUUGAACUCCUCCAUACCAUAUUGGUCGACCGGUGUAUGGAAUGGCAAAUACUUUGCCUCAAUACCAGAGAUGUCAAACAACAACCCAGUUUUCACCAGUACAUUUGUCACCAAUGACCAAGAGAAGUAUUUUAUUGAUAACAUAGUCGAUAAAUCUAUGGUUACUCGUGGUGUAAUUGACGUCUCAGGUCAAAGAAAAACGUUCAUUUGGUUGGAGGGCUCACAGGACUGGACAAUGAUCUAUGCCCAACCGAAACUUCAGUGUGAUGUCUAUGCAAUCUGUGGACCUUUCACAAUUUGCAAUGAUAACGCGCUUCCACAUUGCAAUUGCAUGGAGGGCUUCACCAUAACAUCCCCCAAGGAUUGGGAGCUAGAAGAUCGAACUGGUGGGUGCUCAAGAAAUACUCCGUUAGACUGCAUUAGCAACAAAAGCACAACUCAUACAACAGACAAGUUCUACUCUGUGCAAUGUGUUGAGUUGCCCAACAAUGCCUCAAAACUAGAAGCUGCUGCAAGCAUGAGUGAGUGUGCACAAGUUUGCCUCAGUAAUUGCUCUUGCACCGCGUAUUCCUUCAACGAUGAAAGAUGCUCUAUCUGGCAUAAUGAAUUGCUCAAUAUAAGAGCGCUAGAAUGUAGUGGCACUUCAAGUUCAACUGGAGAAACUCUUCACCUUCGUGUUUCUGCUAAAGAUUUCCACAUAGUGAAAAACAACAGAAAGGAGAUUGUUAUUGGAGUUGCAACUGGUGCAGGUGUUUCUGCUCUGGGUUUAUGUGCACUUCUUAUCCUGGUAAAGAUUUGGAGAAACAAGAGUAAGAGCUCUAACCGUAUACUGGAUGGUGUUCAAGGCUGUAACAGAAUCAUUGCAUUUAGAUACACUGAUUUACAAUGUGCCACGACAAAAUUCACAGAUAAGUUAGGGGCAGGCAGUUUUGGUUCUGUUUUCAAGGGGGUUUUAAAUGACUCAACUGGCAUAGCCGUGAACAGGCUUGACGGUGCUUAUCAAGGAGAGAAGCAAUUUAGAGCUGAAGUGAGCUCGAUUGGAGCUAUCCAGCACAUCAAUCUAGUUAAGCUUAUUGGUUUCUGUUGUGAGGGUUCUAAGAGGUUGCUUGUUUAUGAACACAUGCCAAAUCGCUCACUGGAUGUCCAUCUAUUUGGAAACAAGUCUAUGAUAUUGAAUUGGACAGUUAGGUAUCAGAUGGCCCUGGGAGUUGCCAGAGGGUUAGCCUACUUGCAUGAGAGUUGUCGGGACUGCAUCAUACACUGUGAUAUUAAGCCAGAAAACAUACUUCUCGAUACUUUAUUCGUUCCCAAAAUUGCAGACUUUGGGAUGGCAAAGCUUUUCAGAAGGGAUUAUAGCCGAGUACUGACUACGAUAAGAGGAACUGUAGGGUACCUUGCACCUGAAUGGAUUACUGGAGUUGCAAUUACACCAAAAGUUGAUGUAUAUAGCUAUGGGAUGAUGUUGCUGGAAAUAAUAUCUGGAAAGAGGAACUCAUGUGCACCAUGUUCUAGUGGUGGCAACCUUGAUGUUUAUUUUCCUGUGCAUGCCGCACAUAAGCUUCUUGAAGGAGACGUCGGGAGUUUGGUAGAUCAAAUGCUACAUGGUGAUGUCAAUCUGGAUGAGGCCGAACUGGCAUGCAAGGUUGCAUGUUGGUGCAUCCAAGACAAUGAGCUUGAUCGACCAACAAUGGGACAUGUAGUUCAGAUCCUCGAAGGGCUAGUUGAGAUCGGGAUGCCCCCGUUACCAAGACUGCUCGAAGCUAUGACUGGAAGCUCGCACUCAGCUCGGUCCUAA
Molecule: messenger RNA, 2418 nt
Organism: Triticum turgidum subsp. durum (durum wheat)
Lineage: Eukaryota; Viridiplantae; Streptophyta; Magnoliopsida; Poales; Poaceae
Source: the annotation of a GenBank genome assembly